Molecule: messenger RNA, 1520 nt
Organism: Halteromyces radiatus
Lineage: Eukaryota; Fungi; Mucoromycota; Mucoromycetes; Mucorales; Cunninghamellaceae
Exons: 7
Coding region: 28-1374 (448 amino acids)
Cellular component (GO): cytoplasm
Source: RefSeq, a predicted model, not a curated record
UUUUUUUUUUUUUUUUCCACAAAAGCAAUGCCAUUCUAUCUGAUUCAAUUUGCUCAAUCUCACGAGGAAUUUCGGUUACCAGAAUUCGAUUCUCUUGCUGUCUUGGAAAACGUCAAAUACAACUAUGCCAAAGAUAGUUAUAAAUUAGACAGUCCAUACUUUAAGGUUGAACUGGAAUCGGACGAUGAUGCUCGUAAACUAGUGAAACGAUCCAUUCUGAUCAAGAGAAUCUAUGAAUUAUGGGGUGAAGGAUCAACUUAUGAUGCUGUAAACGAUCAAGUCAAAGCAAACAAGGACAAAUGGGCAGAUUACCAUUAUACCUCUUUUAAAUUUAGUGUCUCAGCAUUUGGGUGGACAUUGACAGCAAAAGAACAGUUGAAGAUUAUCAAUUCUUUUUCUUAUCUUGGAUUUGAAGGUGAUAUUGAUCUAACCAAUCCUCAAGUGAAAUUUGGUGUUUUAGAAGAUUACGGACAAACUACCACUCAUGUUGAAGGUGGAAAUCCUCCUUCAUUGAAGUAUGUGUAUAUGGGUCGACUUGUGGCUUCAGGCAGUCGUGAUUUGGUACAAAAAUAUAAUCUCAAGAAACGACAUUAUUUGGGUACAACAUCGAUGGAUGCUGAAUUAUCUUUAGUGAUGGCGAAUCAAGCACUUGCUUCUUCAGGCAAACUUGUCUAUGAUCCUUUUGUUGGUACUGGAAGUUUCUUAUUUACCUGUGCUCAUUUUGGUUCUUAUACAUUGGGAUCGGAUAUCGAUGGUCGUCAAAUACGUGGAAAAUCUAAAGAUAGAGGUGUUAAAUCCAAUAUUGAACAAUACAAUCUCCAAGGUCGUGUUUUAGAUUCUCUAGUAUUUGAUGUUACUCGUAAUCCUUGGCGAUGUGAUGAUUGGUUGGACGCUAUUGUUACAGCUCCUUAUGGUGUUCGUGCUGGCGCGAAAAGAUUGGGUCGAAAGGAUGAACUGAAGAAACCAUUACAAGAACGAUCCUAUGAAGGUGUACCUAUGCAUUUACGAGAAGAUUACUAUCCUCCUACUAAACCUUAUGAAAUGUCAGAAGUACUUAAAGAUUUAUUGGAAUUUUCCGCAAAACAUCUUCAUGUGGGUGGUCGAUUGGUAUACUGGUUACCAACUGUGGUGGAUGAAUAUUCAAAUACAGAUGUACCUCAGCAUCCUUGUAUGGUAUUAAUAUCAAAUAGUGAACAAAACUUUGGUCAAUGGUCAAGACGAUUAAUUACUAUGGAAAAGGUCAAACAUUAUACUACUUCAUCAUCAUCCUUAGAAAAUGCAGAUACACCAAAAGCACUUGGACAUUACUUAUUUAGGGAAAAGUAUUUUAGCUUUGGAAGACAACAACAAGAUGAUGAAAAGAAGGAUGUAUAGAUUUUAGAAAUAGUUUGGAUUAGAAUUAUAGAUCUUUAAAUAAAUGUAGACUAAUAAACUUUCAUGCGCCUCUUUUUCAACCCCACAUUCAAACUCCAUUGAAAAAAAAUAUUAUAUAAGUUUUUUUUCUUCAUUGACAAAUCGUU